Messenger RNA from Meloidogyne enterolobii, 877 nucleotides. The record is from the annotation of a GenBank genome assembly. NCBI's taxonomy places the organism in Eukaryota, Metazoa, Nematoda, Chromadorea, Rhabditida, Meloidogynidae.
UAUCGAUGAUGAUGAACAAGGGGAUGACCAUACACUAAACAUGUUAAGUAACGAGGGCAUUCCUUCCCUAGAGGUAUUUUCAGAUGAUAACAUAGUAGCACUAGAUAAGUGGAGUAAGAAAUUCAUGGAAAGAAUUAAAGUGUAUGGGGCAAGGCUUUCUGAAGAAGAAAAGCUCAACCGCCUCUCUAUCUUUUUGGACGAUACUCCCAAACAAAUAUUUGAGGAAUUAAGUCCCGCAAAGCGAACCACUUGUGAACAGGCAUUAAAAAGCAUAAGAGAAGAGCUUGACUCUCCUCAGCGUAGGUCACUUUCACGACAGGCUCUAUUAAUUUGUAAACAGCAGGAAAAUGAAACAGUCAAGGAAUUUUUGACAAGAUUCAGACCUCUAGCGUUGGCAACAGCAGUGGACAUGGCUGGUACUCAUCGUGAACGUUAUCUAUGUGAUCUUCUACUGGAAAGGCUUCUCCCUAAUAUUGCUUUCUGUAUGAAACUCCUCAACUUUACUCAGAACAACCGUGGAUUUGAGCAACUUUGUAUGGAUGCUAGGGAAGUAGAAAUUAUGAUCCCAGGCAGAAGUAAUCCGUUAUUCCCAACAGCAAGUGUCAAUGAGAUGCAGGAAGUGAAUCAGUACGUAGGUUCUCAGGGUCCUUCGGGACGUUUUAAAACUUUAAAUCCAAUUAACUCGAAUAGAGUACAACCUCGUGAAGGUUGGAGAUUUAACCAAACUAAUGAUCGAAACUUUAAGAAUCGACAAAUCAAUCAACAACGAAGCUGGUCUAGGCCAAAUCAAAGAAUGAACAACUGGAACCGCAAUCCCUCGAAUGAUCGCCGAUGGAACAACAGACCAAUGUGCAAUUAUUGCUCCCGUACAAUAUGA